Messenger RNA from Paramuricea clavata, 11905 nucleotides. The record is from the annotation of a GenBank genome assembly. NCBI's taxonomy places the organism in Eukaryota, Metazoa, Cnidaria, Anthozoa, Malacalcyonacea, Plexauridae.
CUGUGGUGCCAGGCAAACCAACAAACCUCAUCGCUACUAACAUCAAAUCUAGAAGUGCUGAAAUAUCUUGGCGAGAUCCUGAAAAUCAUGGGAUAAAUGGUUUUUCACGCUUUCGGAUUAAACUAAAGAAAGAAAACUUUCUAAUUCUGAACAUUACCAUAGGAAGAGUGAAUGAAUAUGAAAUAAAUAAUCUCACUCCGUAUACUGCAUAUGAAAUAUUUAUAGCUGCUGGAAAUAAUCAUGGUUUUGGUGAAGAGGGUAACACUUCGUUCUUAACAUCUGAAGAAGGUGAGAUGUUAAAAGAUGUGUGUUUUAGUGCAAGCCAAAAUAUGUUUUUGAACACUUAUGCAACAAAAUUUGUACUUCAAUUAGUACAUAAAAUUUCAAUAAAAAAUCUGUUUAUUUGUACGCUGUAGCUCCGAGCGGUCCUCCAUUGAACAUCAGAACCACAUCAAGAAGUGCAUCGUCAUUGUCUUUCGCUUGGGAUCCUCCUGAAGAGACUAAACGGAAUGGCAUCAUUAUCGGUUAUAGAGCGUGUGUUUCACUGUUCAAAAAUUAUCCUUGCUUUAAGCAUAUUCACAUAUUUGUCGCAAGUCAAAGAACGUGGCUCGUUGUUAAUUUAAAUCCUUUAACAAAAUAUUAUGUUCAUGUUCUUGCGAGUACUACAGCAGGUCAGGGAAACUACAGUAAAAGUAAAGGAUUUUUUACAGGUGGAAGUAAGUAAUCUUAUGAACUCUCUCCCACAUACUUCAUUACAUUUGCAGGGUUUGUUUUAACGUCCGUCUAUCUGUCAGCCGGAUAACUCAAAAACUAUCAAACAGUUUAAUACGACAUUUUUGUGGAACCAUUGGCAUUAGCUCGGGCAGUAGACCGAGUUCAAAUCGAUAAAAUUUUGGCUUAAUUUUGAUGAAAAUUGAAUCAGACAUUUUGUAAGAGAUUGUCUUGCUUUUCGAGUCGAAAAGAACUGAAUAAAUAAGUAAUUUAUGUAAAAUGUAUAUUAAUUAGAUUUUUACUUUCGCUGGCAAUGGAGCGCACUCUACUGUAGUUCGUCAUGAUAUUAUUUUUCGUACAUAAGUAUCUACAUCUUAUCUUCAGUAUUUGUACGAAUAUUUAUUACACAUUUUUUUAAAAUAUUACAUUUUUUUACUUUUUCUUAUGACUUUCUUACCAGACAAACCAACAAACCUCACCGUCACUAAGAUCACGUCUAGAAGUGCUGCAAUAUCCUGGCAAGAUCCUGAAGAUCAUGGGAUAAAUGGUCUUUCGCGCUUUCGCAUUAAACUGAAGAAAGAAAACUCACUAAUCCUGAACAUUACCAAAGGAAGAGUGAAUGAAUAUGCAAUAAACAAUCUCACUCCGUAUACUACAUAUGAAAUAUUUGUAGCUGCUGGAAAUGAUUAUUAUCAAUUUGGUGAAGAGAGUAAUACUUCGUUCUUAACGUUUGAAGGUGAGCUGUUAAAAGAUUUAAUAAUAAUAAUAACAAUUACAAUAUUUAGUCAGGGGGUCCACUCACGAAAGUGAUUUUCAGUGGAGCCCUGAUAAAAAAAAAAUAAUAAGAAAAAAAUAAAUAAAAAAAUAAAAGAAUAAAAAUAUAUAUCUAUCAAAAGUGAAUAUAUGAAAGGUUAAAUUGUAUCUAACUAAUAUAAAAAAAGGUUAAGUUCUUGCGCAUCCUAUCAGUUCGGUGGGGUGUCCUAUGGCUAUAUAUAGCUAAAUGUUUCUUUAGUUUAGUUUUAAAAGUUUUAAUUUGACGUAUAUUCUGGAGUUCCACAGGCAGACUAUUCCAGUCGUUGGCAGCAUGGUAGCUGAAUGCCUGCUCCCCCCAGUUCUUCUUCACGCGUUCCAAAUGUAUGUUCUGUUUGUUUCGAGUGUUGUAGCUGUGGAUGUCAAAGGAGAACUUGAAAUUAAAUUUAAAAUCGACGUCAUUAUUUAAAGCCUUGUGCAUGAUUAGACAACGAUGAAAGUGUCUACGUGUUGUUAACGGCUGCCAAUUUAACGAUCGUAGGGAUUCUGAGGCUGACGAGAGUGGAUGAGCGUCAAGAAUGAUUUUAGCGGCUUUGUUGUGCAGAACUUGAAGGUUGUUCAUCAGGACAGAGUUGUUUUUAUCAGUUAUUUUUUUUAUUUGAUUUGUGUUGAACUGCAUGUCAAAACGUGGUUCUUUUAACACUUAUGCAGCAAAAUGUCUACUUCCAUUAGUACAUAAAAUUUCAAUAAACUCUAUAAAAUUUAAGCGGUUAACCGCGGUUAUAACUUGGAAUUAAGCUUUUCAAUAUAAAUUCGCUUACUACGCAUUUCACUGAUAUGUGCAUUCCGCAUUUUUUUCUCGCUUCGGAACGGCGUUCGACGUUCGACACAGGCCUGGUUACAAAAAUUGGCGCCUUUUCAAGUUUUCAUCAAUACUUCUGUCAUUCAAGACAAAACAUUGACUAUUUAUAUUGAUUUAUAUUAUCUUCGGAAAAUUGGAAGCGAAAAAAAAAUGCGGAAUGCACAUAUCAGUGAAAUGCGUAGUAAUUAACGUCUAUAGAAAUCAUGUCAGGAUUAUAUAUUAGAUAUACAUUGACUGUCAAGGAGCUUGUUACAAACUGUUACUUACUGUUUAUAAAUUUGUGCAAGAAUGUACGAGAUAUAUUUUUAUUUAGGGAGGCUCCAUACACUUCCGUAGUAUAAAUACCUUGUUGCGUAAAAAUUUCAAUUUAUAAAUUUUAUCACUUCAUCUAUUAAUUUUAAGCAUUCUCAAGUGUAAAUUAAGUAUUUGGUAGAAAAAAUUUGCAACAUUCUUGAACAUAAAAUUGUUUCCAUAGUAACAGUAGCCUCGCCAAAUAUGGUAUUUCUUGCUAUUUUAACCAGGUUUUUAUUCUUUAUAUUCCGAAUAUUGCCGGUGACACCCCAUUUUUAACUGCUGUAUAGCUUUCACUUAUAAUAAGGAAUCUUAUCCUUGAAAAUAAAAUUUCUGUAGAUUAGAAUAGCCAGAAUAAAAAAAUUUCGGAUUUAAAGUUUUCCAAUGUACAGAUAUUUUUAAAAUUUUGAUAUUCUAUUUGUUUUAAAAGUAGUUAUCGUUGUGCAAAAUUUCAUCACAUGUCACCGUGCAAAAUUUUUAAUUACGCCGUCUUAUUGUGGUAUCUCACUCGAUCGGCCGAAAGUUUUUGGAGCUCUGCAAGAUCAAUGAAUUGACAUGCGCGUACAUGUUUUCGCAGGCGCAUCUCCACAAAAACACGCACAAAAAAGUUUUUAAGCUCGUUGAAAUAUCAAAUAUAUUUUGUGUUUUCUUGCUUAGAAAUGCAAAUAUAUUUAGUUUUGCAUGCUAACUCGGGAUACCGCCAUGAAACUGAGGUGAUUGUGUUGUUUGGUAUAAGAUAUGUGUGGCAUGUACGAACUUUUUGGCUUCUGUACAUAGUUUUAUAUUCGUUUUUAGUCGUAACUUGUGUGUUUUCAUGUUGGUGUCGACAAUUUAAAACAGUUUGAGCCGGCGCAUGAUGCUGUUUCACUUAAUUCCUUUGCUGUUAGUAACACUUUGAAUAUAUUUACCAGUUGCAAGUACAAAAACUCUGGAUAUGAACUUAUAAAUGCCAAAUAUUGGAGUAAAAAACGUUUCGCUGGUCGGGCCGAUCGCCGGUUUUCACAAGAGUUUGAACGUUAAAUAUUGCAUUUUUUACUUUAAAAUGUCUUCUAAAAAGACUAGUUAUACAAUGUUUAGGGGCUAAAUCCGGACGACGUUUGUUCUUUGAGAACAAAUGAGAUAAAAAAGACUCAAAACAUCAAAAUAAACAUGAUUUGUGGUUCGGAUUUUUGACUGAAAAAGUUGUAUUUAUUUUUGCAUAUAUUUGUAAUAUUUUCGCGUGAAAACUCAAGAUUAGGUACCAGUCCCCCGAUGAUGAAAAGUGUAUGGAGCCAACUUAAAUGAUAUCCUUGGUCUACGGCAUGAGCUCCACAAAUUCUCCACCCAAACAUUUAUAAAUCGCCAAGUGAAAACAUAUAACUUCUUGACAGCUUAAGGCCGAAUUAUGUCAUUGACAUUGUGCUUUGCUCUUUCCCGACAGUCCAUCUUAGAGGGUCUGAAUGGGGUUAACUGACUACUGACAUUUGUCUGAAUUUUUGACUGACAACUGACAAAAUAUCCUAACUGACAACUGAGAAAUGAUGAGAAAAUGAUGAGUCAGCAUUUUGCAGUAACUGACUACUGACAGCUUGCAAAAUAUCGUACUGACAACUGGCUUAAAUUUUAGCUGACAACUGACACCCAAAGACCCCCAUUAAGACCCUCAUCUUAACAUACAUCACUGGUCAUAUAUGACUUUGCAGGUUUCAUAUCUUCGGUUUGGUAAAUGUUAUGUAGAUGAAAAUACCACCAAUUGAUUCAAUUCAGUGAACAAAAUAUCUCCUAAUUCCUAUCGUAGUUCUGGUCAAAUAAAAAAAUAAUAAAAAAAUUAUUAUAAAAAUAAAAAUAAUUAUAAAAAUAAUUUUUGUCGAAAAUAUUAUACCCUGGCACAGUUUUAAAAUAGAAUCGUCUGUUGUUCUCAUUAAAGGUUCAUUAACAUGUCAUGGUGAUAAAGUGAAGAAUGCCAGCUGUUCUAAAGAUCAAUACAUGGUGGUCAAGUUUGCAACUUACCAUGGAUUGCUUGCUAACAAGACAUGUGGUUUAAGUGAUGAUUAUAGUUGUGAAGUUGAUGUAACAUGUCUUGUUAAGAAACAAUGUGAUGGUCUACAUGACUGUAAUAUAACUGUGGAUGACAAUUUGCUCUCUGGUGAUUUAUGUCCUGGAUUGUCAAACUAUCUUUACUUAGAAUAUCAAUGUGUUGACAUUGUGAAACCUUUUAACGAAAUUUGUGGUAUGUAUGGGUAUAAGUAUCAGGGCAUUUUUAAAGAAAUUACAACUACUGGGGCUAAGUUUCAAUUUUCAAUGAGGGUCUUUUCUCCACACAGUUACGCGAACAUAAAGACCAUGCUGUGCUGACUUUUAUAAGAUGGAAUGUUGAGAAUGUGAGAAAGACGCAGCUUUUUCAACAAGAAUGACUUUUUACUAAUAACAAAAGGGCCCAGCACAUCUGAAAAUAUUGCUUCACUACUAGGGCAAGCAAAGGCGUACUGGGGUAAAUGCCCCAGUAGUUACAUAGUUGGCCUGAUAAGUAUGGUUCUACUGAUGGUUACAACUUGUUGUUUCAAUCGCAUUUUUUAAGAGCUGUGCCCAAGAAAGGGUUUCCAUAGUGUUUAAAAGUGUUCAACUUCGAUAUAGCACUAACUUGUCUUGUCCAUGUUACCCACAUAUAAAAAUAUCUAUUAUAGCCUUACAUUGCGAAAUAACCAGUAACAGGUUAUGACCCGGAGCCUCGUUUUCGUGUUAAAGCUUAUUUCCACAUUUAUUGUUCAAAAUAAAGCAUAUGUCGAAGAAAGAUGCUUUGUUUGUGUGAUGUUGCUCUGAGUGCAUAUCCACACCGGGCAGGCUUGAAAAAUAUGCCUGGCCACGGCGGGAUAUUUUUCAAGCCUGCCCGGUGUGGAUAUGCACUCAGAGUAACAUGACACAAACAUCUUAUUCACCUGAGUACAUUACACCGACACAGCAGAUUUCAUGAAAGAUGCUUUGUUUCUCUGUGCAUAGCCCAUGGGGAAAAAAACUUGAAAUCCUUUCCAUUUAAGGUGGAUCUAAGUUGAAACAAUGUAGUUGUGACGUAAUUAUCGAAAGAGUGUAUUUAUGGAUUUGGUGUAUGUGUGUGUGUAUCACAUUUGGCUGAAGCAGAAAAAUCGCCGACAGAAUUGCUAGUGUGAACCAGGCUUAAACAGUUUAGUUUGGGAACGGCUAAACGGAGAGUUAUGAAGUGGCGAGUUAUUAUAUUUCGGAGAGUUACGUUCAAACCUCGCUCACUUUUCCCAACGACCACACCCAAUUUCUUAACUCUCCCGAUGUUUCCUUGAACUAACAUGAGAGAUUUAUGUUUGACGUAACUCUCUCUCGUUAACAUUAUGAAGAUGUUAGAGAGUUAUCAUUUUUUAUAACUCACUGCGUUCACGAUUGUGGCAAUGAAGAGAGUUAUGUCAGUUUUUUGUAAAAAAAUUCCACAUUUUAGUAAGUUAUUGUGAAUUUACUUUUUUCUCAAGUUUCAGCUUUAAUAUUCCAUGCAAGUAGAAACUAGUAGUACUUUAGUACUUACCAAGUGAAGCAAGUACGAGUAAAUAAAUUAUUAUUCAUGCUCACUUGGAUUACCUACAAAGCCCAACAUUCAGAUACAGCUCUCGUAUUAGAUAGAACCAGAAAACCUUUCCAAUGUAAUGCCCUAUAUUGGCUGAUAUGGGAAAAUAUUUGCAAAACCUGAAUUUCUGAAAGAUUCAAUUUUCGCAAUUUUUCAAUUUUCUUGCAACUAUGCUUACCAUAUUUACUGCCAAAUGCACGUCAAAACAUGCUUCUGGGGGUAAUUAAUUGACCCUUCUGCGGCAAGCAUCUCAUUGUUUUGACCGAGUCGAGUUGUACGAUUUCCUGUUGGACGCACGCUAUUGACACGCUGUAAACUGAAAUCCCAAAAUAUAAGAUGAAAAUCUGAAGAAACAAGCUUUACUAUUUAAAGGUUUUCUCAAAAAACUGACAUAACUCUCUUCAUUGCCACAAUCAUGAACGCGGAGAGUUAUAAAAAAUGAAAACUCUCUAACAUUUUCAUAAUGUUAACGAGAGAGAGUUACGUCAAACAUAACUCCCUCAUGCUACUUCAAGGAAACGUCGGGACAGUUACGAAAUUGGGUGUGGUCAUUGAGGAAAGUGUGCGUGGUUUGGGAGUGGUUCGAACAUAACUCUCCGAAAUCAUAACUCUCCGGUUGGUAACUCUCCCUUUAGUCAUACCCGUUUAGUUUGGAACUAGUGUUGGCAGUAACGCGCACGUGCAGUAAACGAACAUAAUUAUUUUUAACAAAGUUUUGGAUUUGGAUAAAAUUGAAUGAAUUUGGAUGAAAUUGACUGAAUUUGAAUGAAAAGUUGAGCCCACUCCAAAAAACCCAGUCAUAGUAAAACAGUAUUAUUAAUAACAAGAACUUUUCAACACGCUUGUGCUAAAUGUUUCAAUCGCCUUCCGAAAAACAUCAGGAAUUGUACAAGUCAGGAACAAUUUUCAAGACUAACAAACAUCUUUUUAAUGGAAUUUAUUAGGGAUAGAUUGACGCUCUUGAAUCCGUCCUAAAAAUAGAUAUAUGUCGUAUAUAUCUUGGUUAAAAAGCUUGAACUUUUUCUAAUGGCAUUUCCGAGCUUCAAUUUUUUCCGGACCUCCCCAGUUCUCAGCCUUCCUAAAUAUAACUAUCUUUCUACGCUACUGCCGUGACAGUUCCAUCAUGUUUUUAUGUCACGUAUUUGCACUUGGUACCGGUUGAAAACUACGGUUUCCCAAAUUUUCCAAAUUAACUGAAAAUUACCCCCCCCGGUAAAACCUUUCCGCUGCUACUGCUGUUUUUAAUUUGUCGGUAUGUUCACAAUAAUUUAUUACACAUUUAAAAAUUAUGUUUUAUACUUUUUGUUAUAGCUAUGGAACCAGACAAACCAAGAAACUUCACCGUCGCUAAGAUCACGUCUAGAAGUGCUGAAAUAUCCUGGCAAGAUCCUAAAUAUCAUGGGAUAAAUGGUGUUUCACGCUUUCGGAUUAAACUGAAGAAAGAAAACUCUCUAAUCCUGAACAUUACCAUAGGAAGAGUGAAUGGAUAUGAAAUAAAUAAUCUCACUCCGUAUACUGCAUAUGAAAUAUCUGUAGCUGCUGGAAAUGAUUAUGGUUUUGGUGAAGAGAGUAAUACUUCGUUCUUCACAUCUGAAGAAGGUGAGCUGUUAAAAGAUGUGUGUUUUACUGCAAGCCAAAAUAUUUUUUUUAACACUUGUGCAACAAAAUGUCUACUUCAAUUAGCACAUAAAAUUUCAAUAAAAAUCUGUUUAUUUAUACACUGUAGCUCCGAGCGGUCCUCCAUUGAACAUCAGAACCACAUCAAGAAGUGCAUCGUCAUUGUUUUUCGCUUGGGAUCCUCCUGAAGAGACUAAACGGAAUGGCAUCAUUAUCGGUUAUAGAGCGUGUGUUUCACUGUUCAAAAAUUAUCGUUGCUUUAAGCAUAUUCACAUACUUGUCGCAAGUCAAAGACAGUGGCUCGUUGUUAAUUUAAAUCCUUUAACAAAAUAUUAUGUUCAUGUUCUUGCGAGCACUACAGCAGGUCAUGGAAACUACAGUGAAAGUAAAGGAUUUUUUACAGAUGGAAGUAAGUAAUCUUAUGAACUCUCUCCCACAUACUUCAUUCCUUUUGCAGGGUUUGUUUUAACGUCCGUCUAUCUGUCAGCUAGAUAACUCCAAAACUAUCAAACGAUUUAAUACGACAUUUUUCUGGAACCAUUGGCGUUAGUUCAGGCAGUAGACCGAGGUCAAACGAAUAAAAUGUUGGCUUAAUUUUGAUGAAAAUUGGAUCAGACAUUUUGUAAGAGAUUGUCUUGCUUUCCGAGCCGAAAAUAACUGGGUGAAUACAUAUAGACAUUUCCCCUUAAGAGUGAAAUUUUGAUCUAGAUAUGCCUGGACAAAAAUUUCAUCACAGCUUGAAAGAGCACCACAAAAUUAGUAAUAUUCCGAAGUUUGGUAGAGAAAUGUUGUAAAAUGCGGAUAACAUAGCCUUGCGAAUCUUGCCGUUUUUCAGUCAUUUUGCAUUACAAACGGGAAAUUGAUAAUCAGAUGAUCAAACUGAUUAUGAAUUUCCCAUUUGUAAUACAAGUGACUGAAAAACGGCAAACUUUGCAAGGCUAUAUCAUCUGCAUUUUACAACAUUUCGCAACGAAACUUUAGAAUAUUAUAUUACUAAUUUUGUGAUGCUCUUUCAAGCUGUGAUGACAUUUUUGUCCAGACUUGUAUAGAGAGCAAAAUUUCACUCAAAAGGACCGGAAAGGUCUAUUGAUUUAAAAUGUAUAUUAAUUAGAUUUUUUACUUUCGCUGGCAGUGGAGCGCACUAUACUGUAGUUCGUCAUGAUAUUAUUUUUCGUACAUCAGUAUUCGCCUCUUAUCUUCUGUAUUUGUACGAAUAUUUAUUACACAGUUUAUUUUAAACAUAUUUUUUAUGUUAUUGUUUUCUUAUGGCUUUCUUACCAGACAAACCAACGAACCUCACCGUCACUAAGAUCACGUCUAGAAGUGCUGAAGUAUCUUGGCUACAUCUUGAAGAUCGUGGGUUAACUGGUGUUUCACGCUUUCGUAUUAAACUAAAGAAAGAAAACUCUCUAAUCCUGAACAUUACCAUAGGAAAAGUGAAUAAAUAUGAAAUAAAUAAUCUCACUCCUUAUACUACAUAUGAAAUAACUGUAGCUGCUGGAAAUGAUUAUUAUCUAUUUGGUGGAGAGAGUAAUACUUCGUUCUUAACAUCUGAAGAAGGUGAGCUGUUAGAAGAUGUGUUUUUUACUGCGAGCCAAAAUGUGGUUCUUUUAACACUCAUGCAACAAAAUGUCUACUUCAAUUAGUACAUAAAAUUUCAAUAAAAAAUCUGUUUAUUUGUACACUGUAGCUCCAAGCGGUCCUCCAUUAAACAUCAGAACCACAUCAAGAAGUGCAUCGUCGUUGUCUCCCACUUGGGACCUUCCUGAAAAGACUAAACAAAAUGGCGUCAUUAUCAGUUAUACAGCGUGUGUUUCACAUUUAGAAAAUGAUGCUUGCUUUCAGACAUUCACUACAAGUGAAAGAACGUGGCUCAUCGGAAAUUUAAAUUCAUCAACAAAAUAUUAUGUUCGUAUUCUGGCAAGUACUAAAGCUGGUCAUGGAAACUACAGUGAAUGUGAAGGAUUUUUUACGAAUGGUAAGUACAACACCUGGGUCGUAUGCAGUGUAAAUGUCACUAUUUUCCGGUUUGUGGUGCUAAGAGAAAGUCUGUUCAGAAUUUUAUAUUUGCCAUUUGGCUCAGCCAUUUCAAGUGGUUUAGGUAAGGUUUUGUUUUCAUUUAGCAUAUAAAAAGAUAAGAUAGACAACAUCACUGCCGAAUCUGAAUAAAGAUCUAUAUUUUACGUUUUGACACGAUAACAGUUUACUUUUCCGUGCAGGACCGGCUGAGAAGGCCACAGCUAAAACAUCAAGAACACUUACAUUUUCAUUGAAAAUUCCAUCAAAAACGUUUGUGUAAGUAUGUUUGACUUUUUCAUGCAGAUGAAUAUAGUUCAUAAUUAUUAUAUUAUGUAUCAUCUGGUUUAUAUGAAGAAGGCAAAUUUUAUUUAUAGAUAUUUCUACGUGGUGGCUUUGAAAUUAAAAGACGGCAAAGGGCCUGCAUCAUCUGACAAUUACGAGAACAAUGAGUUGGUGACGUAUGCUCAGGCAGGAAACUUGAGCAAUCCGAAACCUUAUAUUGCUGCAGUAGUUACAUCCAGCGGUGUUGAUGGAGACAGUUUUAUACUUGGUGAUGGCAGAAAUACCGAUGAUCCAACUUCACAAAAACGGAGGUCAACUGCAAGUGAUUAUUUUAAUGGUCCGUUGGAACCUAGCACUAGUUAUAGUGUUUUUCGAAGGAUUAUCAUCAAUGAAAUGGUAUGGUAUUAGGAUGGGCGCAACAAAUUAACUUUCAGUAGAAUGCACGAGAGAUCGAGAUAAUUUCGAAACCGGGCUGCAUUGUGGAGCCAAUAGCCGCCAUAUAGCUAUGGAAUGCAGGGCAUUAUUAGGUUCAGGCAAACGAAAGGGCAAAUUGUAGCUUCCCAAUGGGACAAAUUUGAGUUUACACUUACAAUUUUUGCAGCGAUUUCAAAUGUAUUUUUCUUCCGAUUGAUAUGAACGGGCAGGUGAGUUGAGAAUGUUCUGAGUAUCUGAAUAUUCAUAAACUCAUCCAUUCGUUCACAUUCAUCAAACGAAGAAAAUCGCAACAAAAAUCGCAAAUGUAAACAAGGGUUAAGAAAGAAAAACAAAACGAGCAAAAAGUAUUGCCACAUAUGUCGCUCAAUACGUUAUGACAUCAAUGUGUAGCUGGCUUAACAGAUCAAUAAAUUAAUAAAUUAUUGUCUUCUUUACUGUAGGGUGAUUAUUAUUCCACCGACUGGAGUCCUCCUUCAAAAACGAGUGAAGGUACAGGUUUACUUCUUCCAUGUAAUUUUAAUUUGAUAUUGAUCAUUUUUAUAUUUAUUGAACGUAUUUGGAUCUUUUUCUCCAAGAGCUGAAGCUCAUCGAGGGAUCAUUGUGUUAGAUAACUAAGUUUAGUCAGUCAUGAUAAAAUCAAGAAAUUCAGAAGAAAAAAGCAGAUUGGAGUAUGAAUUUACAUUAACAUUGUUUACCAAACUUAAUUUAAUAUCAGACAUACACGCAUGUUUUCGCUUUCUUGUGUGGUAUUAAGAUUAGUUGGAUGUUGCAUUUAUUUCGAACAGCAGAUUCAAAGUUUCAUUUAUUCGAACUGUUUUAGGAUAUCGCAUUCGACAAAAUAUAUUUUGGCUUUGAAACUGAUAUCUUUUUUCAUACAUAAUUUUAAAUUAAACAUCAGUAAAAAUAAAGUUCUGUGAACAUUGCGAUUUAAAUGCGAUCGGAGACGGCAUUUUUUGAUGCCAUGCAAUUGGAUGCCAAAACACAAAAUUUGCCGAUCUUUGAAGUAAUUUUAUUGAUAAUCAUUUCAAAUUUCAGACCAAGUUCCAGGUGACGUUUCAGACACGGACGACAAUUCUAAAAAAUAUCUUGUUGGAGUCAUAGUAGUGGUGGUCAUAUUGGUUGUUUUUAUCGCAUUAUAUUUUAUCUGUCAAAACUAUCGACGCAAAGCAUCAAGUACGGAAGAGAAGACAAAUGAUAGAGGUAAUUCACAAGAUAUUUAUGACGAUGUCGUCAUUCAUGAACAAGAAGACGAUGAACAGUCGCCGUAUACAGAUCUCAAUAGGCCUGGGGACCCAACUGAUGAUCAUUUAUAUGCUCAUUUAAAUGAAGUAACACAAAAUGUGUGCGCAGACCAGGAGGAAACUGAAGUUUAA